AUGAAUGCUUCAAAACUGCUUCUUAACCCAGCAACCCAGCGAUCUUUCAUUCUUUCUUCAGCCAAUCGCGGUUCGCUUCAAUCUACUAUUGGGAUAUCUGCUAGCCGACAGUUUUUAAGAUCAUGGGUUGCUCACGACCGGCCGGCUUACAUCUUGUUUGCUUCUCAACGGUUUUUGAAUACAGAAACAUCUACUCCUAGUAGUAACACAGUUAUACCCCCCCCCGGUUUCGAUGCUCAAGAGGCUAGGAAGCCAUUAGCUCGAGAUGUUGUCACAGAAAAAGUACACCUAGGUGAAACGACUAUUCCUUCAACGGCUGUGAAACUGGGGCAAAUUGGGACUACCCCAGCAAGGUCAGAGGCAGCCGAUGGCAAAGAAGUUACCGUGGUCCCCGCAAUCAAUGGAAAAUCCCAUGAUAAGAAAAAGGAGGAAAAAAAGACGACUGUGUGGCAGAAAAUUAAACAUGGGGUGCAGCACUUUUGGGAUGGGACAAAGCUUCUCGGUGCCGAGAUUAAAAUAUCGUCAAAUUUGGCGCUGAAAAUGGCAGCAGGCUACGAGCUCAGCCGGAGGGAACGUCGUCAGCUUGAACGUACAGUCAAGGAUCUAGGCCGUCUUGUUCCAUUCUCCGUUUUCAUAAUUGUACCAGCCGGAGAGCUCUUCUUACCCAUCGCACUCAAAAUAUUUCCAAACUUACUCCCUAGCACAUAUGAGGAUCAAAAAGCCAAAGAUUUGAAGUCAAGCAAGCUUCGCUCAACUCGCAAGGACGUCUCAAACUUUUUGAGAACAACUAUGCGUGAAGGCGGCAUCCAACUAAGUGCUAAGACAAGGCAAAGAGAAGAGUUCGCGCAGUUUUUUCAAAAGAUUCGGUCGAGCGGAGAAUCCCCCAGUCACGAAGAUGUGAUUAAAGUUUGCAAGAUCUUCCGCGAUGAUCUUACUCUUGAUAAUCUUUCAAGAGCUCAACUUGUGGGCAUGUGUCGUUACAUGAAUUUGAAUACAUUUGGCACGGAUGCGAUUCUUCGAUACAACAUUCGCCACCGAAUGCGACAGAUCAAACGUGACGACCGUGCCAUCUCUUACGAAGGGGUAGAUUCGCUAUCCGUCCCAGAAUUACAAACUGCUUGUGCAUCCCGGGGCAUACGCACCCACGGAGUCAGUCCGGGGCGACUAAGGGACGACCUUAACACUUGGCUUGAACUUCGCCUGAAGCAUGGGCUCCCCUCUACUCUUCUGGUGCUAUCCAAUGCAUUCAUGUAUCAAGGAAAAGAGAGUGAGAUUGAAUCUCACUAUGAUGCAUUGGUUGCUGUCUUGAGUAGCAUUCCGGAAGAACUUUAUCAUGAAAUUGAGUUGGAGGUUAACACUGCAGAGGGAGCAGCAACCAACAAGCAAAGACUGGAGGUUUUGAGGGAGCAGCAGGAGCUCAUUGAAGAGGAGAAUGAACAACGAUCUGCGGGCGAAUCGGCCUCUAAGAGGAAUGUGAAGGACGACCAAGACAUCGACGAGAAGGAAGAUGAUAAGAGGACACCUGAUGAAGAAGCUAGCAACGCACAGUCGGGUAGUAGUGCAGAGAAAAGGUAA
Messenger RNA from Morchella importuna, 1575 nucleotides. RefSeq lists its product as uncharacterized. The coding region runs from base 1 to 1575 and encodes 524 amino acids. Gene Ontology annotation, molecular function: ribosome binding. Lineage: Eukaryota; Fungi; Ascomycota; Pezizomycetes; Pezizales; Morchellaceae. Gene Ontology annotation, biological process: intracellular monoatomic cation homeostasis. The transcript is spliced from 5 exons. The record is from RefSeq and is a predicted model, not a curated record. Gene Ontology annotation, cellular component: mitochondrial inner membrane.